Messenger RNA from Paramecium octaurelia, 1662 nucleotides. The record is from the annotation of a GenBank genome assembly. NCBI's taxonomy places the organism in Eukaryota, Ciliophora, Oligohymenophorea, Peniculida, Parameciidae.
AUGUAAUUUGAUGUUCAAAUUAACUAACCUGUCGAAGAUAGGAAACUAACUCUCAAUAAUGAAUAAGAAUUUGAAAAUAAUUAGAAGUAGAUUGCCACCAAAGUGCUUCCAUUAACAAAAAGACAAUUGAAUAAUAAAAAAUUCAAGCGAACGACCACUAUCAUAGAUGAUGAUGACCACGCUAUAAAAGGGCCAUUUGAGGAUAGUAGAGUAACAAGAAUGACCUUUGAAAAAUGCAGAAUUAUCGAAUUGACUAGAUUUUGGUUAAUAGUCGCAAGUGCAAUACUUAAUAUUUUAGAAGUAUAAUUAUUUUGAAUUAGUAUGAAUAUAGCUUUUCAACUUAUUUAACUAGAAAUAUGGAGAAUGAAUUGACUAUUCUGCUCUAUCUAAUAUUUUCGAUGACAAUAAUAAUAAUAUUUUUAACUAUUAUCUCUUAUUAAAUAGAUUUGGAAUAUCGAAAGAGCUCAAGAACAAUCUCCCAAAAGGCUUCAUUGAUGCAAACCAACCUUAUUUGGGGCCUAUUGAUAGAGUUAAUAAUAAUUAUACCAACAUCCAACCCAUUUACAAGAGAUUAAUAUGUUGUUUUUAGUCAAAGAGGGUCCUCUGAAACCAGAUUCUACACAAUCAACGAAAUUUUUACUUAUAUAAUGUUUUUCCGACUGUAUUUGCUACUGAAUAUAGGCUUCAAAUUUUAGAGUUAUUAUUCAAACAGGAUUGGAAGAGUUUGGUAAUAUAUUUGACUAUAUUAAUUUAAAGUCGUUUGUAUCAAACUCGUUUUGGAACCCAUUUGAUGUUGAAGCUAUGUAUCAGAUAGUUUCCAUUCUCUACAUUGAGUUGGUUAUUUAUAGUCGGUUUAAUCUAAUAUACUUACUAGUUGGAAAUAGCUGAGAGACCCCUUUUGAGAACGUUCGACGUUAUAAAUACCUAUAAUAUUUCGAAAAGUUUGUGGGUCACUAUGAUUACCAUAGCAACUGUAGGGUAUGGAGAUUUCUUCCCUUACACUGAUUUAGGAAGAAUUUCAAUGACUUUGGGAUUGUUUUAUGGUGUUACUAUAACUUCUCUAUUUACUGCAAUUUUGUAUAAUAUGCUCUAGCCUAUUUCUGGGGAAAAUAAAUCGUGGGCUUUAUUGGAUAAAACUUCAAUUAAGAAGAGUAUGAAAAGAGCAAGUUCGAAUAUAUUUUUUUAUUUUUAUUAAUUAAAAAAUAAGAGGAAGGUUGCAAAACGGCCAGAUGUUCAAGAAAAUCUCAAUGACAUCGUUUUCAAUUUGGAAAGCCACUUGUCUGAUGUAGGAAUAAUGAGAAGGUAAUUUUCUAGAGAACUAAUUUUAGAAUGUAUAGAGAUGUAGAUGGUGAAGAAUUUAUGGAAAUGGUGAAUAGGAAAUUUGGUGAUUCAAAUCAUAGUUUUAAGGAUUUAAUAUUAUAUCUAUAAAAAAUGAUGGAAUAACACAAAUUAAUUCUCAAUAAUUUAGAAAAAAAUCAGGAUUUGUAAUCCUUUAAACUUAAAUCGUCCCAAGCUAAAAACUUAUAGAAUGGCUAAUUUAGCUCUCCUUAAAGCUAUCAAUACAAUUUAAACACAGAGGAGAAACUUAGCAAAGACGACAAUUUCUUUGAAAAUUUAGAGGAAUCAAAUAGAGAUUCUUGUCUAAUGAGCUUUCAUGAUUGA